AUGUCAUGGCGGUUAGUCAUCAGCUUUAUGCAUGCUGACAAGGUAUUGGGUGGUCCUGUGGGUGGUGGACCCAUGCGAGAAGUUUAUCACCCUUCUGGGAAUAUGCUUGUCGACGAUGACCUAACAGAUUUGGAACUGGACUUGUUGUGCGGUACAUACAUUUGUCACACAGGAGAAGGUCCCGUCGUAGCAUACAAAUCUUGGUUUCCACCAGCUAUUUUGUUUGAGAAAAGAGACUGCGCGGAAAACUAUGGCCGAUGGACUGAGUACCGGGAAGCCAGAUAUAGGCGUCGUCUAUUGGAUAUAGAGCAACAUGGAGCUCAACCAGAGCCUGUGUCAAGAUGGCGGGACCAGUUGAGGGGUUUCAAAGAGACGCGCUCCCUCAAUCAAAACAUGGAAAAGCUGGCACUUAACUUCUUGAACGAGCAUCAUCCUGACAUGGCACACCUCACAUGUGAAUGGAUUUCAAAAGAAAAAUAA
Messenger RNA from Laccaria bicolor S238N-H82, 480 nucleotides. RefSeq lists its product as uncharacterized. The transcript is spliced from 2 exons. NCBI's taxonomy places the organism in Eukaryota, Fungi, Basidiomycota, Agaricomycetes, Agaricales, Hydnangiaceae. The record is from RefSeq and is a predicted model, not a curated record. The coding region runs from base 1 to 480 and encodes 159 amino acids.